Molecule: messenger RNA, 987 nt
Organism: Closterium sp. Naga37s-1
Lineage: Eukaryota; Viridiplantae; Streptophyta; Zygnematophyceae; Desmidiales; Closteriaceae
Source: the annotation of a GenBank genome assembly
AUGCGCGCGGGCGGCUUAAGGGGCGCACAGGCUCGAGGGCCUGCAGGCGGCAACAAUGAUGGCGACUUCGUCGCCACCCCUGCUGCCGCCGCCGCAGAUCCGAGCGGAUCUCGCGCGCCCCCCAAGCGCAGGGCGACAGAUUCUGCUGCGUCAGACGGGGCGGCAGCGAAUCUCUCGCCCUCUCAACUUGCGGCACUGCUGGCGCUUCUUCAAAAGCAGGCCGCGGCCCCUGCUGUAACGACGCCUGCAGCUACAAUCGAAGCGGAUAUUUCCGCAUCCGCUAAAACUGCAAAUGUGCGCAACAACAUCUCUACAUCCGCUCGUGUUGCCGCUCCCACCCGCGCCGACAAAGGAAAGGCGCCUGCUGUCGAAGAAGAGCCGGCCGCCCCUGUCGACAUCGAUUCCGACUCUGACAGCGACGAGGGUGAGGAGCCAAAUAAUCCUUCUCCACAUUUGUCUAACGAUCUCCUUCCCCCUCUCCCCUCUCCUCAUCCUUCGACCGCGGCCGCCGCCUUCAACCGCAAGGGCGUUCGUGACCAGGCGGAAGUAUUCGAAGCGCUCCAGACUUACCUCGCGCACGUGGAGCACAAAAUCCGCGGUGGGGACGCGACCGGCGCACUCAAAACCGUUGCCCAAGCUCAAGAUCUCAUCAAGCGCCGCUUCGACGUGUUGGUCGUCGCCGACCACGCGGGCUUCGACGUGGCUGAACGUUACCAGCUGCUGAAGACUACAGCGGUGCUGACGUCGCGCUCUUUCAAAAUGGCGGUGGCGGAUAUGGCGGCGCUCAAGCGCAUGAAGACUGGAUCCCCCCGCGGGAACCGUUCUUUCUCUCGUGAGCCCGCCGCAUUCAUGCCGAAGAGCAUGGGAGGAGGAAGUGGCUGCCGGGGCUUCAAAGGCACCUGCUUGCGCUGUGGCCAGCACGGCCACAUGGCAAUCGCGUGCCCCCAUGGAGGCCAUGGGGGCAAUGGGCCCGCACCGGUGGUGUGA